AAAAAUAUAUUAACCCAAUUACUUUAUUGCUUCCCUUUUUCCCGAAGGGAGGGGAAGGUGAUGGAAGGCGAGCCCAAAGCAAAGCCGGCGACAGUGGAACAUUUCUUUCUUCUCAUUUUCAGGCGUUUCUCAGCCAAGUUACUUCUUCUUCACAAUAGUACUUGACUGAAAACCAAAACCCAGACGCCAUUUGUAUUAACUUUCCCUUCCGAUACUAUUAGCAUCGUCCUCCUUUUCCUUCAGCAAAUUUCCCCUCUUCUUCUUCCCUUCCUUUCUUUGUGUAUGAGCUAAAGUAACAGUCUCUCGCUGCCUAUCUGCGGAACCCUCCUUUUUCUUUGCGUGCUUUAAUGGAGGAGGCAAAUAGUAGUUCGGGUGUAGCAAGCAAUGUGGCUCGAGCCAUAGUUGCAGCUCUCAACUGGAACUCCACUCCCGAUGAUCGCAGAGCUGCUGUUUCUUACCUUGAUUCUAUUAAAACAGGAGAUGUACGAGUACUGUUAAACACGUCAUUGCUUCUUGUUAAAGAGGAUUGGUCUUCUGAAAUUCGGUUGCAUGCUUUCAAGUUGCUGCAGCAUUUAGUUCGGUUGCGUUGGGAGGAACUCAGCUCGAUAGAGCGCAGAAACUUUGCGAAUUUAGCUGUUGAAUUGAUGUAUGAUAUGACAAACCAUAGUGAAGAAUGGCCAUUGAAGAGCCAAAAGGCUGCACUCGUUGCUGAGAUUGUUAGAAGAGAAGGUAUACAACUAUGGCAAGAACUGCUGCCAUCUUUGACUUCCAUAUCCAACCAAGGUCCUGUGCAGGCUGAGUUGGUUUCAAUGAUGUUGAGGUGGCUUCCCGAAGAUAUUACAGUUCACAAUGAAGAUUUGGAAGGUGAUCGUCGGCGCCUAUUAUUAAGGGGGCUUACGGAGUCUUUACCGGAUAUUUUGCCAUUGUUAUACACUAUACUAGAACGGCACUUUGGAGCUGCAUUAAGUGAAGUGAGUCGGCAGCACAUGGGUGUAGCAAAACAGCAUGCUUCAACUGUGGCUGCUGCUCUGAAUGCUAUUAAUGCAUACGCCGAGUGGGCUCCUUUGGCUGAUCUAGCUAAAUUCGGUAUAAUCCAUGGGUGUGGUUUCUUGCUUUCAGCUGCAGAUUUCCGUCUUCAUGCCUGUGAAUUUUUCAAACUUGUCUCUUCAAGGAAAAGGCCAGCGGAUACUUCUGCUUCAGAAUAUGAUUCUGCAAUUAUUAGCAUCUUCCAGAUUCUGAUGCAGGUGUCUAGAGAACUUUUGUACAAGUCUACCUCAACCGCGGGUUCUGUGGAUGAGAAUGAAUUCGAGUUUGCUGAAUACAUAUGCGAAAGCAUUGUGUCUUUGGGCUCUACUAAUUUGCAAUGCAUUACUGGAAACAGUUCUAUGUUAUCUAUUUACUUACAACAGAUGCUCGGAUUUUUCCAACAUUAUAAACUCGGUCUUCAUUAUCAGUCGCUGCUCUUUUGGCUGAUUUUUCUCCUUCUGUUUAAGGCACUAAUGAGGGAUUUAGUGAUGAAGCCAAAAGUUACAUCAGCUCCAUCUGGUGAUGUCUCUGGUUCUGCUCAGCUUGACAAUGAGAAACAAAUGAUUUUGAGUCUUGUUAAUGAGGAUAUCUGUGGUCCAAUCCUAGAUGUCUCUUUCCAGCGCAUGAUUAGAAGAGAGAAAGCAUUUCCUGGGUCUUCUUUUGCUCCAGUUACCUUGGAGUUGUGGAGUGAUGAUUUCGAAGGGAAGGGAGACUUUAGCCAGUAUCGUUCUAAGCUAUUAGAGCUCAUGAAGCUUAUUGCAUCCUUGAAGCCCAUAUUAGCUAGUAGUAAAGUGUCCGACAGAGUUUUUUUAAUCAUUAACACCCCCUUCGCUUCCCUGGUUCCUCUUCAGGACCUAGCUAUGAUGGAGAGCGUCCAAGUCUCUCUAGAAAAUAUAGUUGCUUCAGUAUUUGAUGGAUCAAAUGAAUUUUCUGGGGGUGGUACUGAACUCCAUCUUGCAUUGUGCAGAAUAUUUGAAGGUUUGCUUCAGCACCUUCUAUCCCUUAAAUGGUCAGAGCCAGCUCUUGUGGAAAUCCUAGGGCGCUAUAUGGAUGCAUUAGGUCCUUUCAUGAAGUACUAUCCUGAUGCUGUUGGUGGUGUCAUUAACAAACUAUUUGGGCUUCUAACAUCUCUUCCUUGUGUUAUGAAGGACCCCUCAACGAGUGGUGCAAGGAAUGCAAGGUUACAGAUCUGUACUUCGUUCAUACGAAUAGCAAAAUCUGCUGAUAAAAGCAUCUUGCCCCACAUGAAGGGUAUAGCAGAUACUAUGGGUUAUAUGCAAAGGGAGGGCUGUUUGCUUCGCAGUGAACACAAUCUUCUGGGAGAAGCAUUCCUUAUCAUGGCUUCUGCUGCUGGGCUUCAACAACAACAGGAGGUUUUGAACUGGUUACUCGAACCAUUAAGCCAGCAGUGGGUGCAAUUGGAAUGGCAAAACAGUUAUUUAUCCGAACCAUUAGGUGUAGUUCGUUUAUGCUUGGACACAUCAUUAAUGUGGUCAAUUUUUCACACAGUCACGUUAUUUGAAAGGGUGCUUAAAAGGAGUGGGUUCAAGAAGGACAAUUUGAACUCAGAGAACAGCUCUAUGCAGCAUCCUUUGAGUUCUCAUCUAGCUUGGAUGCUGCCUCCUCUCUUAAAACUUCUUCGUGCUUUGCAUGCCCUUUGGUCUCCAUCUAUAUCUCAAACUUUACCAGCAGAGGUAAAAGCUGCCAUGAUGAUAACUGAUGCAGAGAAAUACAGUCUUCUUGGAGAAGGCAACCCCAAAAUAUCGAAGACAUCGCUUACUUUCACUGAUAGUUCUCAAGCCGACACAGAGGCAAAUGAGGUUGAUAUAAGGAAUUGGUUAAAAGGAAUCAGGGACAGUGGUUACAAUGUGUUGGGCAUGGCAACAACAAUUGGGCAUCCAUUUUUCAAGUGCUUCGACAUUGACUCAGUUGCAUUGGCACUCAUGGAGAAUAUACAGUCAGCAGAGUUCAGACAUUUGAGGCAGCUCAUACAUUCAGUGUUGGCCCAUUUGGUGAAAUCUUGCCCUCCAGAAAUGUGGGAGAUUUGGCUGGAGAAGCUUCUCCAUCCUUUACUCAUCCACCUGCAUCAAGUUCUCAGCUUCUCUUGGUCCAGUCUUUUGCAUGAAGGCAGAGCUAAAGCUCCAGACGUGCAGUGCAUCCUUGCCACAUCAGAUUUGAAAGUGGAAGUAAUGGAGGAGAAGCUGCUCCGAGAUUUAACUCGUGAGAUGUGUGCUCUUCUAUCAAUCAUGGCAUCGCCAAGUCUUAAUACAGGGCUCCCGUCUUUAGACCAAUCUGGGCAUAUUAACCGCUUGGUGGAUACUUCUUCUCUAAAGGACUUGGAUUCUUUUCUCUCAAACUCCAUGGUCGCUUUCAUGUUGAAGCACAAUAGCUUGGCGAUCCCAGUGUUGCAGAUUUGUAUCGAGGCUUUCUCAUGGACGGUUGGUGAGUCCAUGACAAAAGUUUGUUCCUUUUGUGCUGCUGUGGUUGUUCUAUCAAUCUCAACUAGAAAUGUCGAGCUACAGAAGUUUGUCUGCAAGGAUCUUUUCUCGGCAGCCAUCAAAGGUUUGACGCUCGAGUCGAAUGCUAUAAUCAGUGCAGAUUUGGUUGGUCUUUGUCGCGAUAUCUUCAUCUAUCUUUGCGACAGGGAUCCUGCUCCGAGACAGGUUCUACUCUCUCUUCCAUGCAUCUCACCUCUCGAUUUGGCUGCUUUUGAGGAAGCUUUGACCAAGACGUUGAGUCCAAAGGAACAGAAGCAGCUCAUGAGGAGCUUACUCAUGUUAGCUACUGGGAACAAGUUGAAGGCUCUCGCUGCCCAGAAAACUGUAAAUGUCAUCACAAACGUUACAGCAAGGCCUCGUAGCGCGGUAACUGCUGCAACAGAGGCAAGAAUUGAUGAUGGGGAGCCCGUGGGUCUGGCAGCUAUAAUGUGAAAGGGUUUUGAUAUGGUUCACACGGUGCAGAAUGUACAGCAAAAUCACAGUUCUAACAGGAAAGGAGGAAGUUACUAAUGACAAGACAGAAUACACCAGUGGUAGAGAAGAGAAUUUAUAGAAGGAGAAAGAAAGGGCAAAGCUUUUAUUUUGCCUCCUAAUUAACUACGUAGAGAAUGAUGUUAUGUGGCAGAAAAGAGUUACAUGCUGUAUUGUAUAACAGGAAAGUUUGGUGUUUUUGAAAGAGAGGUACUUAGGAGAGUAGUAGUUGUGAAUGGUAGGUGGGAAGAAGAGCAGCUGGGGAAAAUAUUGGAAUGGACAGUUGGAACUUGAAACUUGAGUCCAUUUCCCCAUCUGCCUUCCUAAGUUUCAAGCAGCUUUUGGUCUAUAAAAGGAUGUGAAGCCGAGUUUCUGUUCCCCCUGUAAAGUUUGAGUCUUUUGGCUCUAGGCAGGAACUCUGAUUGUUUGUGACCGCCCGCCGGUGGUUGAUCGUCGUUCAUUUCCUGCUUGACAAGGUUAGAUCGGAAUGGGACCGGGCGGUUGGGCCCCGCCGGGACCGGGUGGACCUGGGCCUGGACCAGGGCCGGGCGGGCUGUUUGGUGGGCUCUGUAAUAUCAUAGGCUGUUGCCUGAAUUUUCUGUGCUGUUGCUGGUUAUUCCAAGACUGCUUCGGUGGUGGUCCACUGGGGCUUCCUUUUCCUGCACCUGGCCCAAUGGGCCCUCCAUUUGCUCCUCCUGGCCCGAUGGGCCCGCCUCCUCCUUGAUCAGCUUCAACUCUGCAUUAGGAACAUUUCAAGAUCGCCAUGUUUUCUUGGCCUCGUGCUGGAAUGUAUUUACCAAAAUGAAAUAAAGACACUGCUUGUUAUAAUUCUUGAGGUAUCAUAGCGGUAGAUUUCAUUUCAACCUCUUCAAGUAACAGUAGUU
Molecule: messenger RNA, 4879 nt
Organism: Linum tenue
Lineage: Eukaryota; Viridiplantae; Streptophyta; Magnoliopsida; Malpighiales; Linaceae
Source: the annotation of a GenBank genome assembly